Molecule: messenger RNA, 843 nt
Organism: Eptesicus fuscus (big brown bat)
Lineage: Eukaryota; Metazoa; Chordata; Mammalia; Chiroptera; Vespertilionidae
Product: pulmonary surfactant-associated protein D-like
Exons: 6
Coding region: 1-843 (280 amino acids)
Source: RefSeq, a predicted model, not a curated record
AUGCCACAGCAGCAACAAAACCCAGGAGCAGUCAGCACCCCCAAUGGAGUGGCCAAAGGAGAGUAUUGCAGCCAUUGGGCAGCUGGAACUCAGAUUCGUGGAAAUCUGAAAAACCAGACAGACACUGAUGAUGCCGCUGAACUCACAGAGCCCAAUGUGGGCACAGGGCCCUUGAAUUGUGGCAGCUGCACACCGGGGGGCAAUGCCCUGGCUCUGGCUGGAUCCUUUGGUGCUCAUGGCCGAGCCUCUGCCCCAGCAAAUGCCACGCUGCUGGCCUGUUCACCAGGAGCUACAGGGCCAAUAGGGAUGCUGGAUGUCCCCAAUGUGGAGAAUGGCUCUGCUGGAGAACCUGGACCGAAGGGAGACUCAGGGCCCCAUGACAUCGCUGCUCUGAGGCGGCAGGUGGAGGCCUUGCAGGGGCAGGUAGGACGCCUUCAGGGAGACUUCCUUCAGUAUAAGAAAGUGGAGCUCUUCCCCAACGGCCGAGGUGUUGGCCCGAAGGUCUUCAAGGCAUCAGGCUUUGUGAAACAUUUCUAUGAGGCACAGCAAGUGUGCGCACAGGCCGGGGGGCAGCUGCCCUCCCCACGCUCUGCAAUUGAGAAGGAGGCCUUGCAACAGCUGGUCGAGGCUGAGGACAAGGGUGCUGCGUUCCUGAGCAUGACUGACUCCCAGACGGAGGGCAGGUUCACCUACCCAGGAGGGGAGCCCCUGGUCUAUUCCAACUGGGCCCCCGGGGAGCCCAACGACGAUAGCGGAAGAGAGGACUGUGUGGAGAUCUUAACCAACGGCAAGUGGAACGACAUAACCUGUGGAGCAAAGCGCCUUGUGAUCUGCGAGUUCUGA